Molecule: messenger RNA, 1421 nt
Organism: Brienomyrus brachyistius
Lineage: Eukaryota; Metazoa; Chordata; Actinopteri; Osteoglossiformes; Mormyridae
Product: E3 SUMO-protein ligase ZBED1-like
Exons: 4
Coding region: 62-1210 (382 amino acids)
Source: RefSeq, a predicted model, not a curated record
GUAUACAGUUGAGAAGAGUAGCUUCCGAGACCUCGUCAAAGUCCUUGACCCGAGGUACGUUAUGCCCAGUCGUAAGCACUUCAGUAAAGUCGAGUUGCCUCGCUUAUAUAACGCAUGCCGGGCCGAAGUAGAGAAGGAUGUUCGCAGUGUGGUCCAUUAUGCCUUGACAACUGACCUGUGGACGAGCAGAGCUACGCAGCCCUACAUGAGCGUAACCAUCCAUUACAUCAGCAAAGACUGGAUCCUCCGUGCUCGCUGUUUACAGACUGCGUACUUUCCAGAUGACCACACGGGAGCCAUGAUAGCCCAAGGUCUGAGAGAUGCACUGGAGACAUGGGGACUGCAAGAAUGCCACCUUGUCUGUGUCACCACGGAUAAUGCCACUAACAACAUCUCUGCAAUGGAACUGAAUGAGUGGGAACGGCUACAGUGCUUUGGUCAUCGUCUACAGCUAGCCAUUGAGAACGCUCUGAAAGCUCUCACACCAGCAUCUACAAAGCAGGCUGUGGAACGUGCAGUUGGAGUCUGUAAAAAGGUGGUCAGUGCCUUCUCCAACUCAUGGAAGAGAAAACGUGACUUGGCCAAGGCACAAGCAGUGCUGGGCUUGCCUCCCCAUCAGCUCAUAACUGAAACCCCUACAAGAUGGGGCUCUCGGCAGCAGAUGAUAGAGAGGUUCCUUGAACAGGAGAAAGCUCUUUCACAGGUCCUCCUUGCAGACAAGAAGGCAAGACACCUGGUGCCAAGCUGGCAAGACAUGGUGGUGCUAGAGUCCUUAAACACAGCACUGGGUCCACUGUUCGAGUUUAUUGAUGCUUUGUCGGGGGAGAAGUAUGUCAGCGUAUCUUUUCUGAAGCCGGUACUGCACCUCUUUAACAACGAAAUCCUCAGCCAGAAGGAUGGGGAUACAGAGCUCACAAAAGCAAUAAAAGAGGGCAUUCUCAAGUACCUUAAUGAAAAGUAUGAUGACCAUACCACCAACAACCUUCUGGACAUGGCGACACUUGUUGACCCACGGUUUAAGACAGCCUACAUGAAGGAAGAGAGGGUGGAGUUCAUAAAAAUGAGAGCUGCAGCAGAGCUGGUGGUCAAGGUACCACCCACUCCCAGCCAAGCAGAGCAUCCAUUGAACUGGAGCUCUCCAUGUAUCUUCAGGCACCUGGGCCUGACUCGGAGACCGACCCUCUGGAAUGGUGGAGGCAGCAUGAGUUGAGUUUCCCAUCGGUGGCCAGGCUCGCCAAGAAGUACUUAAGCAUUCCCGCUACUAGUUCUUCAUCUGAAAGGGCCUUCAGUGCGAGUGGGAACAUCAUCACAUGUAAGAGGUCAUGUCUUAAGCCAAACACAGUUGACCAACUUGUCUUCCUCGCACUCAACCUCUAAAUUUGACAGAGACAUUUUUUCUACUUUUACAAAGUAGCCUUUUA